This is a messenger RNA of Paramecium sonneborni, 1510 nucleotides long. The record is from the annotation of a GenBank genome assembly. NCBI's taxonomy places the organism in Eukaryota, Ciliophora, Oligohymenophorea, Peniculida, Parameciidae.
AUGAGUAAAAAGCAUGGUAAGGGCUAUCAAUUGCCAUUCAGUAAAAGUGAUGAUCUAUUGUUUGUUCAUGGAGUAGAUUAAGAAAAGCAAUUGAAAUUAAGGGAAUCAUAGUUAAGAAAAAGCACUUUACAUGAUUGUAUAAUAUAGAUGCCAAAGGAAUAACAAAAUAGAAGGAAUUCACAUAAUUCAAUUACGUUUAAAGAUGAAAAUAAAAAAGUAAAAUUGCUGUAUGUAUUUAUUUUUUAAAUUGCAGUCAGACUAAGAAAAAAAUUCUAACUUAGAUUGCUUAAUAUGGUUUUAAUGCUUAUAUGGCAGAAUAUAUAAUAGAGAAACAAAAUAUUUCAUUAGAAUAAGAUUAUUAGGUUCUUUUGGAUUCAGUAAUUGAUAAAAUUCAUUAGUUCGAAGAAUAAUAUAAAUCUUCUUUUGGAUUGAAGAUUAAAAAGAUUUCAAAUAAUUAAAUAGUUCCUAUUUAAAUAGAUGAACAACCAUAAAUAGAUUAAUUUAUAGUGGAAGAAACAAGAUAAGAAAUAGACAGUAAAGGUAAAGAUUAAGAUAAAAUGAAUGAUUGUGGUAUAUGUUUAGGUGAAUAUUAAGAUAAAGAGAAAGCUUUGAAUUGUAGACAUGAAUUUUGUAAGUUAUGCUUAUAAAAUUAUUUGGAUAAUAAAAUAAAUAAUGGUUAAGUUUUGGAAAUUGAAUGUCCUUAAUAAAAAUGUGAUAAUUAUUUUAAUGAUGAAGCAAUCAAGAAAUUAAUAAAUGAUGAGUAAUAUCAAAAAUAUGAAAAAUUCAAGAAAUAGAAAUUAUUAGAUAGAGAUGAUACAGUAAGAUGGUGUGUAAAACCAGGUUGUGAUAAAUAUAUUUAAGGAAAAAGCUUCUUAAGUAGGAUAGUAAGAUGUGAAUGUGGUUAAGAGAUAUGUUAUGAUUGUCGUAGAGAAGAUCAUCCUGGGAUGAGUUGUGAAGUAUUGAUACAAAUAAUAAUUAGGAAGCAUUAGAUAAAUAUUAUGAAUAAACAUUAAAAUAAUUAGUGAUACAACGAUGUCCAAAAUGUAAAGCACCAAUUUAAAAAAAAGAGGGAUGUAAUCAUAUGACAUGUUAUCAAUGUCGAUUUUAAUUUUGUUGGUUAUGCAAAGCAAGAUAUACUAGAAUGCAUUUUGAUUCAGAUAAUUGUUUUGGAUGUCCAGGUUUAAAUAUAAAGUUAUUUAUAAUAGAUAAACAAUUUUCAAAUGAUGAUCCUUAUAUUCGUUCUAGAUGGAAGAAGUAUUGUGGAAUAAUAUUUGAAUUAUUUGCUACAAUAUUGAUUCUACCAAUAAUUCCAUUUAUUUUAAUAUAUUAUAGUUUAAUGACUCCAUUGAAAUUAGUAAAACAUUGGAAUAGACAAUAUUAUAGAUAAAUGGAAGAUGAGGAUAGAUUAUGCUUACUUUUAAUAGGAAUAUUGUUUUUUCCAUUGAUAAUGGUAUUUUUAAUAUUUCCAGGAGCACUACUGUUGUUAGCAUACAAAAUAAAAUAUGAUUGA